Molecule: messenger RNA, 774 nt
Organism: Phanerochaete carnosa HHB-10118-sp
Lineage: Eukaryota; Fungi; Basidiomycota; Agaricomycetes; Polyporales; Phanerochaetaceae
Exons: 4
Coding region: 1-774 (257 amino acids)
Source: RefSeq, a predicted model, not a curated record
AUGGCAAGAACAGCUUUCGCUGGUUGCAAUGGGCACUCGGACGACGGCCAUGGCCAUGAGGGUCCAGCGCUCAGCCCAGAGCGCAGCAGGAGAAGCACAGAGGGCUCAGCCUUCCUUCACGCGCACAUGUGGAGGAACCAAAACACCAGUGGCCAAACCUAUGCCCAGGAGCAAGCUGCAUCGGUCGAGGAGGACGUGACAGAUGUAGAAGGAUAUUUAUUCAAAAGCGCAUCGCGCCCACCAUACUACCCGCAAGACGACUGUAUGGCCUCUCCCUCGGACAGCCGCCAUCAGACGCGAUCCGUAUAUCUGACGCUCAUGAUGGAGGCAGGCGGAUCAUGGUUCCUAGUUGCCUUGCAUUUGUUCAUGUCAUCCAAUACUCACUUCCCCUCUCGCAUGUCUCUUAUCUCAUUCUUGUUCUUUCUCCUCAUCGCUUUUUCUCCUUCGCACCAUGUACGGCUCACAAUGGUCAUUGACAGAUCUCCCGGAACACAGGAUAACGGAGUGUUGCCGAGAAGCCGCCAAGAGUCUUUCUUCAUCAUAAACGGACACGGCUCGAACACCGGCGCGUCGGGAGAGUUAGCUCAGAGGAUUACUUCCGCCGGCAGCGGCCAAAGAUUCAACGCUGCGGUCAGGUCGGUCGACUCCGCAGUGGAGCAUCCGCGCACAGACAGGCUUACAGCUAUCAGCGCCGCCUCGUACGAAGGUCUACCUGCCGUCAACGCUAUGCGUUUUGUUGAACGGCCCUCGGACCUAAAGGGCAAGAUGCCAUGA